Molecule: messenger RNA, 189 nt
Organism: Dictyostelium discoideum AX4
Lineage: Eukaryota; Evosea; Eumycetozoa; Dictyosteliales; Dictyosteliaceae
Exons: 1
Coding region: 1-189 (62 amino acids)
Source: RefSeq, a predicted model, not a curated record
AUGAAUGAAAUUAAUUAUUAUUUAAAAUCAAAUUUACUUGGGUUACCAUUAGAGAUGAUACAAUAUUUAAUUGAAAAAUAUGAAAAACAAAUUGAUAUAAAUAGUUUAAUUAAUGAUGAAAAUAAUUUAUUAAUUAUUCCAACAUUUAAUUCAGAUGGUUCAACAAUUAAAUUAAUAUUUAAUAAAUAA